AUGGGGAACGCCAAGCUCGCGGUCGUGGCUGCCACGCUUGUGAUCCUGCUGCAGGCGUCGUGCGACGUCGCCGUGGCCCGGCAGCACCACGGCGGCAAGAAGCCGGGGCCGGGCGGCACCCCGGGCGUGAUGACGGUGAACGGGUUCCAGAAGGGGGAGGAGGGCGGCGGGCCGGCGGCGUGCGACGGCAAGUUCCACAGUGACAAGGACAUGGUCGUGGCGCUGUCGACGCGGUGGUACGCGGGGGGCAAGCGGUGCCACCACACGAUCCGCAUCACGAGCAAGCACAACGGGCGCACCGUGGAGGCCAAGGUCGUGGACGAGUGCGACUCCCGGCACGGCUGCAAGGACAACAUCGUCGACACCUCCCAAGCCGUCUGGAAGGCACUCGGGCUCGACACCGACGUCGGCGAGGUGCCCGUCACCUGGUCCGACGCCUGAAUUGAUUUGAACCGCAGCGCGUUCCGGCGGAGCCGACGAGCGCGCCGAUCGAGUCAAGUGUCAGUGUGGUUGCUAACCUCGAUGGGUACGUACGUAGAUACACUACUUGGUCGAGUACGUGGCUUCAGAAUAAACUACUUCGAUGGACACUAGUGCGGGUUUAUCCUGUGUAAGAGUGUCGCAAGUUCGUGUCGUUGACAGUGUUAGUAAGAUAGUACUUCCCGUCCCGUAUUAAGUGACGAAAUAUUACAUGUAUUUAGACGUUUUUUG
Messenger RNA from Brachypodium distachyon (stiff brome), 711 nucleotides. RefSeq names its product putative ripening-related protein 6. Lineage: Eukaryota; Viridiplantae; Streptophyta; Magnoliopsida; Poales; Poaceae. The coding region runs from base 1 to 441 and encodes 146 amino acids. The record is from RefSeq and is a predicted model, not a curated record. The transcript has a single exon.